Messenger RNA from Alligator sinensis (Chinese alligator), 1106 nucleotides. RefSeq names its product zinc finger protein 135-like. The transcript has 2 exons. The annotation marks the transcript as partial. Gene Ontology annotation, molecular function: RNA polymerase II cis-regulatory region sequence-specific DNA binding; DNA-binding transcription activator activity, RNA polymerase II-specific. The record is from RefSeq and is a predicted model, not a curated record. Gene Ontology annotation, cellular component: nucleus. Gene Ontology annotation, biological process: regulation of transcription by RNA polymerase II. Lineage: Eukaryota; Metazoa; Chordata; Crocodylia; Alligatoridae.
GUUAUCCAUGCAGGGGAGAAGCCACAUCAGUGCUCUGAGUGUGGGAAGAGCUUCAGUUAUUCCUCCCACCUGGUCCAGCACCAGCGCAUGCACACGGAGGAGAAGCCAUAUCAGUGCUCUGAGUGUGGCAAGAGCUUCAGUUAUUCUUCCUCCCUGACCAAGCACAAGCUCAUUCACACGGGAGAGAAGCCAUAUCAGUGCUCUGAGUGUGGGAAGAGCUUUACUUUCUCCUCCAGCCUGGCCCAGCACCGGCACAUCCACACAAGGGAGAAGCCACAUCAGUGCUCUGAGUGUGGGAAGAGCUUCACCCUUUCCUCCCUAAUGGUCCGGCACCAGCGCAUCCACACAGGGGAGAAGCCAUAUCAGUGCCCUCAGUGUGGGAAGAGCUUUACCGAAGCCUCCCUAAUGGUCCGGCACCAGCGCAUCCACACAGGGGAGAAGCCAUAUCAGUGCCCUGAGUGCGGGAAGAGCUUCGCCCACUCCUCUAGCCUGAUUCAACACCAGCGCAUCCACACAAGGGAGAAGCCAUAUCAGUGCCCUGAGUGUGGGAAGAGCUUCACCCUUUCCUCCCACCUGGCCCAGCACCAGCGCAUCCACACAGGGGAGAAGCCAUAUCAGUGCUCUGAGUGUGGGAAAAGCUUCAACCAAGGCUCCUACCUGGGUAAGCACCAGCGCAUCCACACAGGGGAGAAGCCAUAUAAGUGCCCUGACUGCGGGAAGAGCUUUACCCAAGCCUGGAACCUGGACCAGCACCGGCGCAUCCACACAGGGGAGAAGCCAUAUCAGUGUCCUGAGUGUGGGAAGGGCUUUGCCCUUUCCUUUGACCUCGUCCGGCACCAGCGCAUCCACACGGGGGAGAAGCCAUAUCAGUGCCCCGAGUGUGGGAAGGGCUUCGCUCGCUCCUCCCACUUGACCCAACACCAGCGCAUCCACAUGAGGGACAAGUCACAUAGGUGCUCAGACUGUGGGCAAAGCUUCACUUGCUCCUCCCUCCUGGCUAAGCACCAGUGCAUCCACACACAGGAGCAUCCAUAGUUCUGCCAGCACUGCAGGAAGGGUUUGGGGAUGUCUACGUGCUCAGCACCCACCAGUGGAUGCAUUCGGGC